AUGGUAAAGAUAGAAUUUGUAAGUAGAAAGUAUACCAUAUGGUAUUUUUUAUGUUUUACAUUGUUAUACCUAACUGUAGUUAGGUCUUCUCCAUCUAAUUAUGAGCAAUCUGAAUCAUCAGAUUCAACACCAGAUGGUUCAGGUGAAGGAAGUCUGUCUUCUGAUCUCUCAAUUGAUUUUUUGGAUACUUCUGUUGCCUUUCCACCACCACCAUCUUCUUUUAAAGAUCCAAAUGAUAAUAAUAAAAAGCUUUUUCAUAAGGAAUUAUUACCUCCUAUGCCGAAAUUUGGAGGUCUAGUUGGUGAAGUUGAAGAGGUGUCAGAGAAAGCUGUUUCACCAUUUAAAACUCCUAAAAGGGAAUCCAAUACUAAUGGUUCUGGACCUUUUGAUUUUAUUCAUAUCACGGAUAAGAAUGUUCCAUCAAAUAUGCCAUUUAUAGUUACGCUUCCAAAUGAGCCUGAAAAGAUUAAACUUCGUGAAAUGAAGGAUAAAUUAAACAUAGAUAUUGAACCCGAAGUAAGUUUCACUGAAUAUGAAAUUGGAAAAGAUAUUAGAAGAGAUUCCCAAUUUUAUUAUGAGUUAAAAGAAAAGCUAUUUAAUGAUAGGAAGAUUCAUAAGGAAGUGUCAGAAGUAGUUAGAAGUGCAGAGGAAUAUAGAGCUAGUAUUGAUUCUAAUAUAAGGUCAUUAAUUACAUCUGUUAAUCAGAUUAAACAUCUUUAUGAAGAUAUGAAAGCUAGAUUCGAAAAGAUGAAGAAAUCUAGUAUUCCAGAAGAAUCAUUAAUUGCUCAUGAGGAUGAAAUGGCUCGUCUUAAGUUAAAGCAUCAAGAAAGUUACGGUUAUUUAAUGUCAGAAAAAAGAAAAAGAGAUGCUGCAAUUGAUAUUAUCAUGAAAUCUAAACAACAGUUACUUAAUAUUGAUGAGAGGAUAAAACGUACUCAAGAAAAGUUGAAUGUUUUUGAGAAUCAAUUAGAUAUUCAUGAGAAUUCAAGUGUUCCAACUGAUGAGCUUGAAAUAUUACAAGAAACUGAGGUUGAGACUAAACAGGGAUACCUCCCAGAUGAAGUUUCUAUUGCACCUCACCGUAACGAUGUGGACAUUUCAGCUAGAAGUUACGAUGAAUCAUUAAUGUUGGAAGCAGAAGAAUCUACUGGUGUUCCUGAAAUGAGUUCUCAGAGUCCUCAGAAUUCUCAAAAUCAAAUAUUCGAUAUUGCUGCUGAUGAGUCUUUGAAUUCAUUAAAUGUCCAUUUGUCAGGGUCACCAGUUGCUUCGUUAACACCAUCUCCAGUUAUUCCUUUAACACCAUCUCCAGUUAUUCCUUUAACACCAUCUCCAGUUAUUCCUUUAACACCAUCUCCAGAUUCUUCAAAAUUAUCUCAAGCUUCUUUAAAAUCACCUCCAGUUCCUUCAACACCAUCUCCAGUUCCUUCAACACCAUCUCCAGUUCCUUCAAUUCCUAUAAGUCAUUCAUUAUCUCAAACUUCAGAUUCUGAUUUAGGAUCAGAAUUCGAUAUUUACAAAUUUGUACAAUUUGCACUAACUUCUUAUUCUUCAUCCAUUUCUGAGGGUGAAUAUAACCAGAGAGUAGAAGAAUUGGCAAAAAGAAUUAAUAUUAUAAAUUUUGCUAUGAGUUGUAUUUAUGAAGUUACUGAAUUCUUUCUAUUUCUCUCUUUGGAUGAUUCAUCAGAAUCAAGUUAUACUGCAGCAGAUGCUUUAAAAGUAUGUAGACAAAUAUGGCGUGAUUCUUUUCAUUCAAUGGUUAAACAUUACGUUACCAUUCCUCCUGCAACUUUGCGUACUUUAUUUAAAACUGCAAUUCAACAACACUCAGAAGCAGUUAAAUCUUUAUCUAACUUCUAUAGAGAGGAUCAAUUUAAUACAAUGGUUGAGUCAAUUAAUAUUGAAUCUUUUGAAUCAUGUAAAACUAUUGUUGAUAAUUUGUUUAAAGAAGCAGAUUUCUCUGAAGAAGUAAUUACACGCAUUUGUAUAACAAUGCAGGAAACAUAUAAGAAAUAUUCAAGGCAUAUUAAAGAUCACGCUGCUUUAGUAAAUUAUGCAUCGAGAAUUGCCAUUUACUCUGUUAUUCCAUAUUCUUAUGAUACAGCUCCAUUUAAACAUAAUAAUGAUUUAGAUCAAAUGAUUAAACGCUUUUCAUUCAAAUCUCUUUCUUCCUCUUCAACUUUUUAUUCACAAUGUUUGGAACAUUAUUCAGCUGCAUAUGGUCCUAAUAGUACUUAUGAAAUGCCUCAUAAGAUAGUACAAGAAAUUUGUACAUCAGUCCAAAGCUUAUUUAGUAAGGCUUUACCACAUGGAGUGAAUGUUGUUAUCUUUUCGACGAAACAGGUUCCAACAGAAAUGAUUCCAUUAUUUAGUGGAGCAACUGAGAUGGUAUUUUAUCGUUAUAAAUCUCAGUCAGAUAUAUUAAUACCAAAAGAAUCUUCGGAAUCUUCGUUAGAUCCUGGUGUUCCUGCUGAUCUAUCACCUGAAUUACAGUUGACAUUAAAUAUUUUAGAUCAACAAUCUAAAACUCAAGACUUCUUACAAGAGCAGCAGACACAAUUAAAACAAAUUUUAGAGAAACCUUUAAAUUCUGAUGAUACACAUCAAAUUUUAAGUGUGAUUGCUUCUUUAAAUUCUAAACAGCGUGAAAUUGAGAAGAAUUUAGCUGUAACAUCUCCAACAAUAACUCAUCUAAUUUCUGGGGCUCGGAAGUAUUCCCAGCCAUUAAUUUCAGUUCCAAUAUCAUCUGCUAGUACUACUGAUAUUUCUACGGCAGAUGCAUCUAUGGUUCAGAAUUUUCUAAAAGCAGUAGAAAAUCAAAGGCAAUUAUUAGAUCAACAACAAGAACAGCUUUUAAUUUUAAUGCAGCAACCAUCUCUAUCGCCAGCUGAUAGAAGUAUGACAUCAAUGCUUUUAUCUGACACUGAAUCUCGUAAAAUCAAUUUAUCUAAUCAAGUUGAAGCAAGUUUUCAAUCAUUUUCUAUGCCAUCUCCACUUUCUCCUGAGUCUCCUUUAUCUUCAGUAUCUCAAACUAGUAUCUCACCGCAUGAUAAUUCAGCUUUGAGUGAUGCUAUUAGUAAUUUAAGGAUUCUAUUUAUGGAGGUAGCAGCUACAAGUGAAGAGGCUUCAAAAAUUCUUUCAGGGAUUUCAGUUAGUACUUUAUCUCCAGAAUCUCAUAAUGCAGUAAAUUCCUUAAAUAAGAAAAUUCAAAAAGUUAAUUCAAAAUUGGGUAGUAUUAAUAAGAGACUACAAAAACCUUCAAAUUAUAUUACAAGAAUAGAAGAUGCUGAUGAGAUUAAUUCAAUUUUGAUGAGGUUACUCAGUUCGAUUAAAGUAUAUAUGAAUAAAUGUCAAAAAAUUGAAAGAUCAGGUUUAGGAUUUAGUACUAUAUCAUCAGCUGAUAUAACUCCACCUGAGUCUCUAUCUCCUUUAUUAACAGAUUCUGUUAAAAAGAAAUUUCCUUCUCCUCAGUUUGUUGCAAAAGUUUCUUCAAAUAUAGUAAGAACUCAAAAUAAUCAAGGUCAUAUAAAAGAAUUUCUGGAUAUUAUGGCAACUAGAAGAUUAGCUGAAAAGGAGAGAAAAAAGUUGAAGAAGUUGUUUGAUGAUUCUGGAGAAAGAUUACGAUCUAUCGUUAGAAAUAUUGCUAGAUUAGCAGCAAAUUCUAAUUCAGAUCAAUUGUUGAACUUUGCAGAUAGGUUUAAUUCUACAUUAGUUGAUAUCUUUAUAAAUCAACAGAAUUUAUUAAAAGCAUAUUUAGCUAUAUCGGGAAGGGGGGAGAAUUCACAAGAUGGUAUAAGUAUUAAUCAAGCUGUUAUAAAAUUAACAAAUAGCCUUUCAGAAAUAAUGAAUUAUUUGGGGAUUAAUAAAUUUGAGGAGACAACAUAUAGUCCUAGCCCAUUAUUAGAUAACCAAUUAUCUUCUAUUUCUACUUCAUCUUUAUCUCCCAAAUCAGGUCGUAAUAUUACAAAAUCUCCAAUCUCUAAAUUUAGUUCUUCAGAAAUAGCUCCAAAUUCUAGAAUGUUGCCUAUUGAGUCGCCAAUGAUGAAAAUUUCUGCUCCAGGGCAAAAAUCGAAUAAUAGAUUACAAUUGCCAGUUAUCCCAUUGUUUCGAAAGCCUCAUAUUGAGAAGCCAAUUUAUGAAUAUAAUAAAAGUCGAAAGGAUUCAAGAGGAGUACCUAUUGUUGCUGGUCCAUUGGCCGGUUCUAAUGUUGGGCAAAAGGCCCUUUCUUACGUUGAGAAGGCUCUUAAAAGGCAACAAACUACUGGGAUAUAUCCUGAAGGGUUUAAGAUUCAAGGGAGUAAUAUUUACAAGCAAUUACCUAUAUCUGUAGUUUCUCCACUUUUAGAAUCAAAUACUUCCAUAUCCACAAAGAUUAUGAAUCGUGAUAUAUUUUGUAUUAAGUAUGGUUAUAAAUCAAUGAGUAUCUCUUCUCAUCAUCGUGCUUAUCGUCUAUUUGCUAAGGCUCCAAAAAUAUUACCAAAAGGAGUUGUUAUGGACAGAAGAUCAGCAUGUGACAUUGCAUUUAAAAUAAGUGGAGUUAAUACAUUGCAAGAGUGUACCAAUAUUAUCUAUCCUACCUUAGUUAACUUAGGUUAUUCAGUAUCAGGUCAUAGAACUCAAAAGGUUUGUCAAGCUAUUUUGGUUGAGAGUAAUACAACUAACAUUGAGGGGGAUUGCUCUCAAUUUGUAAGUCAUAGAACUAAAUCAAAAUAUAACUUUACUCCACUUGAAAAUGAACGGGCAACUAAAAUGUUUCUAAAUUUCAACAGAUUAGGUAAUGAAGCAGGAGUGAAGACAGUUAAAUUAAGUCAUCAUACAAUAUGCGAUUUUGUUGAAUCAAUGAAAUUAGUCUUAUUCCCUGGUGAGAAAUUUGGAUCUUAUCGGGCUUACGAGUGUUUAGGUGCAUUUGAACAGCAUUUAUUACUCGAAUCAGCAAAUUUAACAGAGAAUCACAUUAGGGCCAUAUUAAAGGCAUGUCAAGAUUCUGGAUUUAAAUUGUAG
Messenger RNA from Cryptosporidium muris RN66, 4998 nucleotides. RefSeq lists its product as uncharacterized. The transcript has a single exon. The record is from RefSeq and is a predicted model, not a curated record. Bases 1 to 4998 code for a protein of 1665 amino acids. Lineage: Eukaryota; Apicomplexa; Conoidasida; Eucoccidiorida; Cryptosporidiidae.